UGCAGCAAACACCCUCCGUUAAAUUUAUCGCAGAUAUCGAGAGCGAGAUCGACUGACCGAGAGCCUGAGCCAGAGCGAGAUCGAGAUCGAGAUCGAGAAGAGAAUGGCUCCAAUCGCUGUUGGAGAUGCGCUUCCGGAUGGCACGUUGGCGUGGUUCGAUGAGAACGACCAGCUGAAGCCAGUGUCGGUCCACUCCCUCGCCGCCGGCAAGAAGGUCAUCCUCUUUGGCGUCCCCGGCGCUUUCACGCCUACCUGCAGCAUGACGCAUGUGCCUGGCUUUAUUGAAAGUGCCGAGGAACUUAAAUCCAAGGGCGUUGACGAGAUCCUCCUCAUCAGCGUUAAUGACCCCUUUGUUAUGAAGGCGUGGGCAAAGACAUAUCCCGACAAUAAGCAUGUGAAAUUCUUAGCUGACGGCUCUGCAAGCUACACCCAUGUUCUUGGCUUGGAAUUGGAUCUCGCAGAUAAAGGGUUGGGGAUUCGGUCACGAAGGUUUGCUCUCCUUGUCGACAACCUCGUGGUGAAGGUUGCAAACAUUGAAGAAGGAGGAGCAUUCACCAUUUCCGGUGCAGAAGAGAUCCUCAAGGCCCUCUAAGAUCAUUAUGGUCACUUUGUUUGUGUCUGUACGUCAAGUCUACUAGUUGUGUCACCCUAGCAAUGUUUUGUGGUGGUUUCCUUUAUGAAUCAUGACGUUUGACUGAUGCAACUAUCGCUUAAAUAAAGAUCUGUUUUUGAGCAA
Messenger RNA from Zingiber officinale, 736 nucleotides. Its product is annotated as peroxiredoxin-2C-like. Lineage: Eukaryota; Viridiplantae; Streptophyta; Magnoliopsida; Zingiberales; Zingiberaceae. Gene Ontology annotation, biological process: cell redox homeostasis; hydrogen peroxide catabolic process; cellular response to oxidative stress. Gene Ontology annotation, cellular component: cytoplasm. The coding region runs from base 104 to 592 and encodes 162 amino acids. Gene Ontology annotation, molecular function: thioredoxin peroxidase activity. The transcript has 3 exons. The record is from RefSeq and is a predicted model, not a curated record.